AUGCCCGUACUCAAGCCCAAUGCUGAAUUCGGGCACUGCGUACCACCGGAGACGCAGUAUGGUAUAACCACCUACGCGCCAGGAUGGGAAAAUGCAAUCAAGUUUCGAGAGGGAGACCGAGCCACUAUGGCUCGCGUUGUUCACAUAUACCCGAGAUUUGGGCCAUUCGGGCCCGUCUCCAAGGCGCUCAUGGCCAUCUGCGCAAAGAUCAAAACCCCUGAAGGCCACGGAGCACUCUUCUUCACCUCACCGGCCUCCUUCGCCACCGUGCGCGCCCACGCUCUUCACCCUCACCGAAAGCAGCACGUCCUGACUGACGAGGACCUGAGCUACCGAUGCGUAGAUGUCGGCGAUGUGCGUCUUUACCUAGUCACUUAUCCGAUGCCCAAGACCCCUGGCGUCAUUGGCGCCUGGCAGAACCCGGGCAUAGGCGUCUCGAUCCGUCUGGCGGAGAAGCUCCUGGAGGACAUUGAGUCCUUGAAAGAGGUUAACUUCGAAGGCGCGGGAGAUUCGCCGCCGACAAAGUAUCUACCCGAGGGCGAGGCGCACGGUAAGCUGAGGGAACGCAUCACUGGACUCAUUCACCGAGCCGCGAUCGAUCCGGACCAGGUGAAAGCUGAGGCCAGAGACGUGUUUUUGUACCCCACGGGUAUGGCCGCCAUCUUCGCCGCCCAUAGGACUCUGCUUGAGUAUCGCCCUGGCAGCGUCGUGAUUCUCGGGAUUGCCUUCCACAGUACCGUUCACUAUCUCCAAGACUCCUCGCCGCAGGGCUAUAAGCACUUUGGCCCUGUCGACAAGAAGGGCGUCGACGAGUUUGAGUCUUGGCUUGACGCAGAAGCGGCCUCUGGCAGGGACGUGAGCUAUGUCAUCGCCGAGUUUCCCAAUAACCCUCUACUAGCCAGCACUGAUAUCAAUCGUAUCAGAAAGCUUUCCCAAAAGCACAACUUCGUCCUCGUGCUCGACGAUACAGUCGGUUCCUUCAGCAACAUCGACAUCCUGCCCCACUCUGACAUUCUCAUCUCCUCGCUCACCAAAUCCUUCUCGGGCUACGCAAAUGUCAUGGGCGGCAGCAUCGUCCUCAACCCGCUCUCAUCACACUACUCCGCCCUCCACCCCCUCUGGUCCAAAACUCAUCACAACGAGCUCUUCAUCGGCGACGCCGAGGUCCUCCUCUCCAAUUCGGAAGACUACCUCCCGCGCACCACGAUCCUGAACCGCAACGCUGCCGCCAUGGCCGCUCAUCUCCACGCCGAAGCCUCCAAGAACCCUGGAUCAGGAGUCGUGAAAGUCCUCUAUCCCUCCGUCCUUCCCGACUACGAAACCUAUAAGUCUUUCCUCCGUAAACCGACACCAGAACUCCCUGAACCAGGCGCGGGCUGUCUACUGAGCGUCGACUUUGACUCCGUCGAGGCCGCCCGCGCCUUUUACGACCGCCUGGCGUUUUACCCCGGUCCCCAUCUCGGCGCGCACCGUACGCUUUGCCUAGCGUAUAACACGCUCGCGUUCGGAAAGGACCCCGAAGAGGCGGCGUUCCAUCGGUCGUACGGGAUUUUAGAGGAGACGGUGCGUAUCUCUGCUGGGUUGGAGGAUGUUCAGGACCUUCUUGAUACACUAGAUGAUGCGUUGGCUGUUGCGAGGGAGGUUAAGGCAAAGUUGGCUGAAGGACCUACGACCGUGGAGGCUGCUGCUGGUCUUGGUGUUUCUGCCUAG
Colletotrichum costaricense is the source of this 1710-nucleotide messenger RNA. Its product is annotated as cystathionine gamma-synthase. The transcript is spliced from 3 exons. Gene Ontology annotation, biological process: transsulfuration. The record is from RefSeq and is a predicted model, not a curated record. Lineage: Eukaryota; Fungi; Ascomycota; Sordariomycetes; Glomerellales; Glomerellaceae. The coding region runs from base 1 to 1710 and encodes 569 amino acids. Gene Ontology annotation, molecular function: pyridoxal phosphate binding; cystathionine gamma-synthase activity.